This is a messenger RNA of Paramecium pentaurelia, 676 nucleotides long. The record is from the annotation of a GenBank genome assembly. Lineage: Eukaryota; Ciliophora; Oligohymenophorea; Peniculida; Parameciidae.
GAUGGAUGAGAUUUUAUUGGAGUAUCAAUAUUAAUCAGAAUCUCCUUUAUUCUAGUUUUUGUAUCAAAGAAAAAAAGAAAAUAAAGAAUUCACUAUUGAAGAAUAAUAAUAUUUCAAUCAUUUCAAAUAUACUUUCUUACUUGAAGCAGGUACAGCAUUUGUAUUAAUGCCUUCAACAUUUAUGGCUUAUAAGUAAAUAUAAUUAUCAAAAAUUAAGGUUGAUGUAGGAAUUCAAAUCUAGUAAGGGUGCUUCAUUAAAAUUCUAACGAUAUUGUUAAUUAACUGGGUUAUUUGGAAUUCCAGGAGUGGCUAUAUAUGGAUAUUCCCUCUAUAGAAGAUUUAUUAUGAAAGCACCUUAUUAAAAAGAAUUAGAAGAUAAGUAUUUGAAUGAAUUAAAACCAAAAUUAAAAAUUAUUGAUAGUUCNAUGGAUUCAUAGUAAUGGACUCAGAUGGCUCAGAUAUUUUCGUCUAUGCUGAUGACCUCACCAAAACUGGAAUCUCUAAAGAGUAUUUACGAACUGCUAAGUUUGGAAAUUGCAUCAGGUACUCUACUUAUAUUAAAUAAAAGAUUUACUUUUACUUGCAUGGAAUAUUAUGGUAAAUACAAUAAAUCGAGGAAGGCAAUCGACUUAGAAUAUUAAAAGCCAGGCUUGUUCACUCAAAGCUUAUACUGAUU